CACACCCACCCACGUGUCCACCAUCAUGUUGUCUUCCUUGCCAGAAGAAUGGAAGGAAACAGAGAAAAAGAGAGAAGAGAGAGCUCUGGAGGAUCCCAAAACAAAAGAAAAAGUCAUCAGAUAUGACAGAAGAAGUAAUCAUAGCCGACCUAAGAAAAAGAUAAAGUAUUUUCAAUUGAAGCAUCUGGUGGAUAAAAGUGAAGAGGAGGGACAGAGAUCAGCUACUCAUGCAGCACGUGCUGAACUGAUACACAAUCUCGAGGAGCCAGGUUUAAUUGUGGCUGAGAACAGCAAUGAGCGUACAAUUGAUUUGACUCAAGAGGAAAUUGUAGGUCAGGCUCCACUAGCAGUCGCUACUCAAUAUUUUAAUAUUAAGUUGAAUGAGCUUGGACCAUACUCUAUCAAUUAUUCAAGAAGUGGACGUCAGCUCCUAUUGGGUGGGUCUAAAGGUCACAUUGCUUCAUUUGAUUGGAGGUCUAAGAACCUUGGCUGUGAGAUACAAGUGCUAGAGACAACACGUGAUAUCCAUUAUCUUCACAAUGAGACAAUGUUUGCUGCCGCUCAGAAGCAGUUUGUGUACAUCUAUGAUAGAACUGGUACCGAGUUACACAGAAUAUCAAAAAUGAUGUCAGUCAACAAACUUGGAUUCCUUCCUUAUCACUUCCUCUUAGUCUCCGCAAAUGAGUAUGGUGUGUUGUCAUAUCUUGAUGUAUCCAUUGGUCAGUUUAUAUCACGGCACUACACUAAAAUGGGUCCACUGAGAGCUCUGUCAUCCAAUCCUCACAAUGGAGUCGUCACAUUAGGUCAUCAUAAUGGAACUGUCAGUAUGUGGACUCCUAACAUGUCAAAGCCAGCUGUGAAGAUGCUCUGUCAUAGGGGGAGGGUCUCUGAUAUUGCCAUUGAUAGAGAAGGAAGGUAUAUGGUUACUGGAGGGUUUGAUGCUAAGAUAAGAGUGUGGGACAUUAGGCAGUAUAAACCAGUCAACUGUUUCCCUAUUGCUUCCCCUCCUUCAUCACUUGAUAUCAGUCAAAGGGGACUCUUAGCAUUUGGAUAUGGCAGUCGUUGUGAGAUUUGGAAAGAUGUUUUUAGUCAGUCAGAGCCAUACACUCCUUAUCUUAAGUAUCGUCUCUCAGGACAGCUACACAAACUUCAGUUCUGCCCCUUUGAGGAUUGUCUUGGCCUGGGACACAGUAACGGGUUCACUAGCAUUGUUGUACCAGGUGCUGGUGAGGCUAAUAUUGAUGGUCUUGAGGUUAAUCCUUAUCAAAGUAAAAGACAGAGGCAAGAAUGGGAAGUGAAGGCAUUGCUGGAGAAGAUACCAGCAGAUCUCAUAAUGUUAGAGCCACAGAACCUCACUCAAGUGUACACUGGGCCAAUAGAGGCUGAGAAUAAUGCACAAGGGAAUGACAAAGUGAAAAAGAAAAAGAUUGUAUUGAAAAUGAAGAAGAGAGGUCGUAGCACUCCUGGUAAACUAGCUUCCAGGAAACAAAAGAUUUUGGACAGGAGAGCAAGGCAACUACUCAAGGCAAAAUUGAGAUCAACUAAGGCAAAGGGUGACCAAAUGAAGAUGGAAGACAAAUCAAUUUUAGAUCGAUUUAAGUCUUAGGAACUUAUUUAAACUGAUGAAAAGUUUUUUGUUUGUGUACAUACAUGUAUUAUUAAUGCUAGAAGAGACAAAGUGAUGCUUUUAUAUAAUAUUAAGUUACACAGGUCUGUAAACCAGGCCUUAGUCAAAAA
This is a messenger RNA of Amphimedon queenslandica, 1737 nucleotides long. RefSeq names its product WD repeat-containing protein 46-like. Gene Ontology annotation, biological process: maturation of SSU-rRNA from tricistronic rRNA transcript (SSU-rRNA, 5.8S rRNA, LSU-rRNA). The transcript is spliced from 12 exons. The record is from RefSeq and is a predicted model, not a curated record. Gene Ontology annotation, cellular component: small-subunit processome; nucleolus; 90S preribosome. The coding region runs from base 26 to 1606 and encodes 526 amino acids. Gene Ontology annotation, molecular function: protein binding. NCBI's taxonomy places the organism in Eukaryota, Metazoa, Porifera, Demospongiae, Haplosclerida, Niphatidae.